Effrenium voratum is the source of this 1975-nucleotide messenger RNA. Lineage: Eukaryota; Dinophyceae; Suessiales; Symbiodiniaceae. The record is from the annotation of a GenBank genome assembly.
UUGGCUCAUAGGGCAUUUCCGUGCCUCGCGAACGACGCUUGCUCGCUGCACAUCGAACGCCUUGGUUCGCCGUAGGCAGCAGAGAUCGUUCUUUCAGCCAACAAUGAAGUCUUUCGUGGUUGCCCUCCUCGCCACUACGGCCCCAGACGUCCUGGCAGAGAAGGCGCGCGCCCUACGCAGCCGGGGCGUGCUGAGGCUAGAUGCCACUUCCGCUCUCAAGUCGUCGGCUGAGAAUCCGUGCCCUGAUGGGGCCGAGAACAAGUUCCCCUCCACUUUGGACACCAGCUACACUGUGGUUGGCAAGAACAAGUUGGACGCCGUGUGGGAUGUGGAGAAGCUCCGCGAGGCCUUGGGCAAGGAGGAGCGAUGGAAGAUCGGGGAGCCAUGGCUGCUGAAGGGCACUUUCACCAACAACGGGGCCGAGCCCCGCACCUUCGGCUUCCAAGCGGGGGAAAACAAAGGCUUCCUGAACAUCCUGGUGCCCGCCGGCUGUGUGGACUGCACGCUCUCCGCCAUGGGCCCGGUGCUCACCUCGGCACAGCACGCGGAGUUCCAGUACCGGGAUGACAAGUCCUUUACCAACGGCGAGGUCACCAUGACGAACCUUUGCUUGAUGCCGCAGGUCUGCAAAGGCUUCGAGUGCCCGCACCCGUUGACGCAGAAGGUCAAGGCCAACGACACCUUCGGCUACUCCGAGGCGGCCUGCUGCGCGCCCAGGAUGUGCAAGGACGAGGUCACGUGCGCUCCAACCACUCAGUGGGAGCCGCGUGGAGACUUCGAUGCCCGGGAGGGGUCCACGCUGCAGGGCUGCUGCAGCGCCAAGUACUGCCCAACGGACAUCUGCGACAACAUGACCGGCUGGGACAAGAACCCUGCCACUGGAUUGAAAGGAAGCACCAAGGAGGAGUGCUGCAUCCAGAAGGAGUGUUUGGACUGGAGCUGCUCGGACGUGCGCAUCAUGCGGAGGAGGAGCUCGCUGGUGGUGGACCCUGUGACGGGGAAGAACGUGACCCGCAAGGGCUGGGGCGACGUCGAGUGCUGUGAGGAGCAGAAGUGCACGGAGUUCAGCAUCCCGCCGGAGCUCCAGAGCCUUUGGAAGCUGAAGGACAAGGCAGCCGAGAUCACUGGCAACGAGCUGACUGAAUGCUGCGAGCCGCGCCUAUGCUUGGACUUCAGCUGCCCCAACAACACCCAGUGGCGGCCCAAAAACGCCUCUGCGCUCCCAGGCAGCACCAAGGAGCAGUGCUGUGAGAGCCUCUUUUGCAGCAGCCACACCUGCAGCAACACUACGACCCUGCAGAAGAAGGUGAAGCCAGAAGAGCGUCCGGGAUCCACAGAUGAGGAGUGCUGCGAGGAGAAGUUCUGCAAGGACUACAAGUGCAGCGACGCCACCAAGUGGAUCCACAUCUCCGACCAGCUGGGCCCCACCAACAUCGACCGUCGCGGCAGUUCCGACGAGGAGUGCUGUGAGAAGAUCUUUUGCCGGGAGGAGACCUGCAGCCCCAGCACCAUGUGGAAGCCGAAGGCCGACGCCAAGGAUAGUCAGGGCUCUACCAUGAGCCAGUGCUGCGAGCCAAUCUACUGCGGCAACUACACCUGCGAUACCGACGACGACGGCGAUGGCGAUGGCACCAUGUGGUACAAGAAGGUGGACACCAACUCGUACAAGUGGCAGGGCAGCACUAACGAGGAGUGCUGCCUGCCCAAGUACUGCAGUCAGUACACUACCUCCACACCCACACAGUGGAAGCGAAAGGCUGCGAAGAACAUCCAGGGCAGCACUGACGUAGAGUGCUACGACCAGCUUUGGUGCUCCGACUACUGCUGCGUGGGCGCCGGAUGGGAGAAGAAGCCUGAGCCGCAGACCCGCCCAGGCAGCACAGAUGCGGAGUGCUGCACCAAAGCGGACCUGCCGGAGACGCACGUCACUAAGGUGCGCUGAGCUGUGCGCUGAACGCGAAGAAGAGGAGGUCCA